Messenger RNA from Salvelinus fontinalis (brook trout), 5527 nucleotides. Its product is annotated as serine/arginine repetitive matrix protein 3-like. NCBI's taxonomy places the organism in Eukaryota, Metazoa, Chordata, Actinopteri, Salmoniformes, Salmonidae. The transcript has 12 exons. Gene Ontology annotation, molecular function: mRNA binding. Bases 216 to 1991 code for a protein of 591 amino acids. The record is from RefSeq and is a predicted model, not a curated record.
ACUGCUUAGCUGCUUCGUGCGCUGUCCACUUCAGCACCAGGCAGGAGAAAAGUCAGCUCGAGAUUGGGAAUCCAGGACCACGGACAAAUCCUUCAUAAGAGGACGGCACCCCUCAGCGUCACACGUUGUCCGAAAUACAGAAACACUCACCGCUGUCGGCCGUCCAACAAUUCCCUUAUUCAGGAGAGAGGGAUACGAAUAAGAUCGUCGUCACCAUGUACGAUGGGGCGAGGGUGCCUUCCCCCCAGGACAUUGUCAACGGUGUGCUUCCUACGGCCGUGGCCCUGCCAGGUACAGGGGCCGGGGAGGGCGGGUCAGUGUCGGUACCCGCCCCGGAUGUAGGGCCCAAGCCAGAAGAAGAGGAGGAGCCUAGCCCGGAGCCUGUCCUAGUGAAGAAGGCCCACAGGCAGAUCCUAGACCAUGACAGAAAGAGGAGGGUGGAGCUGAAAUGCAUGGAGCUCCAGGAGAUGAUGGAGGAACAAGGGUACUCUGAGGAGGAGAUCAGGCAGAAGGUUGGCACCUUCAGACAGAUGCUGAUGGAGAAAGAAGGAGUGAUCACCAGAGAGGGAGCACACACACGCCCGACGUUCGACAGCUCCUCUCCCUCCCGCAGAGAGAAGAAGAAGAAGAGUGGGAAAAAACACAAGCGAGACAGGUCGACGUCUGGUCAUAGGAGAAAGAGGAGAUACAGAUCGGGUAGCCCAAAGAACAAACAGAAAGACAAGAACAAAACCAGAAAGAGGUCCCCAUUAGAGUCCCCCAGUAGGACGUCUCAGCGUAGAGGCAGCUGCUGUAGCUCCCACAGUGCAUCACUCUCCUCCGCAGGCCACAGCCCCUCCAAGUCCCCUGGCAGGCCCAACUCCAAGCACAAGACAGAAGGACACAAGGCCUGUGGGAGCCCGUCCCCUUGUCCGUCCCCCGGUCCUGACGGUCUCGUCACGUGGCACAACGGGCACCACCACCGUGACCGCGCCUGCAACGGCAAGGCGAGCAGACUCAACCACAGCCACACGGUCGAGGGAGACAAGGAGCAGGAGAAGCUGAGAAUGCUGACUGCUGCUUCUCCGGGAGCCCAGUCGACCGUGAUACUGCCACAACUGAGAGGAGGAGAGAACAAGGCCCACACUGCCCUCUACAGGGCCCCAGGAAGUACUGCUGCCCAGGCUGGAGAGGCCCUACAUGGGGAGGACAGGCAGACGACGGGGCUGGGGUCGUCAGGGAGAUGGGGAGGUCACAGAGGUCACAGAGUCCAGGGGAAGCGCUCCCAUUCGCCGACUCACAGCAGUGACUCUACCCAUUCUCAACAUAACCUGCAUCCUCACAGAGAAAAGAGCUCUCACCAGAAAAAGACUAAAGUAUCCCACUCUUCCAAGCGGCACCACCGUGGGGGUCGCGGACAGACCCAUCACCAGAGGCUCUCUGCAUCUCCAGGGCGGCACCAGCAUGCGUCUGGGUCAGGCACGAAGAAGAGUGAGUCUCGGGGGCGGGGCGGUGUGGGGGUCCGGCAGCGCAGCAGCUCCUGGAGCUCAGGACGGUCCUCAUCCUGCUCUGCCUCCAGAGAGAGAGGCCCCAGCAAGGCCAAGUCCCUCCACGUCCAUGCCAGACAGAACAAUUCCAGUUUUUCCGCUAAGGAGAGAGAUAGUCCUCAUCACUCUGACGCUGACCGUGCUCACCGGCGCUCCAGGAGCUACUCUCCCAUCAGGAAGAGGAGACGAGAUUCUCCCAGCUUCAUGGAGGCUCGCAGGAUCACCAGCGCUCGGAAGCGGCCUAUCCCGUACUACCGCCCCAGUCCUUCCUCCUCCAGUUCCAUGUCAAGCCCCUCCCACUCAGGGAGGAGCCGCAGCCGCUCAAGCAGCCCCAGGAGCCGCAGCCGCUCAAGCAUCCCCAGGAGCCGCAGCCGCUCAAGCAGCCCCAGGAGCCACAGCCGCUCACGCAGCCCCAGGAGCCACAGCAACUACAGCCGCAGCAGCUACGAAAGCCCCGGCUUCUGAUGACAGAGAGAGGGAGAGUGGGGGAGGUGGGGGGUGAUAGAGAGAGAGAGAGAGAGAUAGGGGGAGACAGCAGGAGAGAUUGAGGGAGAGAGAGGGGGAGAGAGAUAAAUCAUGUUAUGCGUCCCUGAUUGGUCCAAACACAGGGUCAGAUCUUCUCUGUUUUUUUUUACCAUCCUCAGUCUCCAUCUCUGUAUACCAGCGUUAACCAGCGUUAACCAGCGUUAACCAGCGUUAACCAGCGUUAACCAGCGUUAACCCGAGCCUGGAUCUGAAAUAUCGAUUUGUCCUCACAUAGGCAAUUAUUUAAAAUAACAUUUUUCAGAUCAUGCUUUUAGAAAAUAAUUGAUAAAGAACAAUUCUGUAAGCACUUUCUCUAUAUCUUUCUGCAUAGCAAAAGUAACCCCCCCCCAAAAACAUAUUCCAGCAAUGGGACACUUCCAUGGAGUUUGUCGAAGAAGAGAUACAAGUGGAAAAGAAAAGAAAAUCAAACAGCACUGGGCAAUUCUUCCUCCAAUGUCAUUACAUCAUUUCCCCAAAGACACUUAUGCUCUAUUUUAAGAACCAGAGAGAUCAACAGAUGCGAUAAAGAACAAAAGAAAAGAUGGCUGACGAUUUAGCAUGCAGAAGGGUACUGAUACAGCAGGAUGUAUAGAUGAUUCUAAACUGUAAGUUCUGGCUUGUAAACUAUGCACUGUAUAUUCUAUGUGAUUUUGUUUGAAGAGGCUUGUUAUUUGAUGGUGACUUCGCAUGAUGAUGCAUUAGAAAGGAGGAAGGCUGCGGCUUGUCCCAGAGAGCCCUGCUGCCUGCCAUUACAGUACUACAGGUCCCAGGGUGCACCUGUCCCUGCCCCUAUCACUACAGUACUACAGGUCCCAGGGUGCAACUGUCCCUGCCCCUAUCACUACAGUACUACAGGUCCCAGGGUGCAUCUGUCCCUGCCCCUAUCACUACAGUACUACAGGUCCCAGGGUGCAUCUGUCCCUGCCCCUAUCACUACAGUACUACAGGUCCCAGGGUGCACCUGUCCCUGCCACUAUCACUACAGUACUACAGGUCCCAGGGUGCAUCUGUCCCUGCCCCCUAUUCUGACUUGGGGCACGUUCAGAUAGAAGUAUGCUAUGUAGAACAAACAUGGAUCUCUGAGAUGUAGAAUGAGUAAUCAUGUCGGCUCUAUUUGUGGUAUUUCUAUCUGAAACGAUCGAGGACAUUUUGGUACCGAACAUGGCCCUGACAUUCCUGACCUGUAAUCACACACAGAGGUAAAAAAAAAAAGGGACAAAUGUUUGAUUAUUAUGUACUUUUUCUCUCUUCCCUAUUCCACUAUUUAUUAUGUUCAGACCUCUUGCCCAAUGACCAGUGACGUGAAGUCGCUCUGUAAAGAUGCUCCUUCUAAAGAUAUCUUCUGCAAAAGCAACCAUGCAAUCAUGUCGGGGGGUGGGUCUGUCUUUUAUCCACAGCUAUUUAUUCAGUUAUUUAUUCCAAUUAUUUAACUAUUUCUUAUGUUAUUUAUUUGUUAAUUUAUUUGAUUAUUUAUUUGUUUUGUCUCAUCGAAUGUUUUUAAAACAAUUUGAAGAAGCGUGUUGUUGAGAUCUUAAUAUUUAAUGGGAGAUUGCUGCAUAUGUACACAUCCUCAUCUAUCAAUAUACAGAACGGCAAUUGAUGUUUUAACCCAAAUCCCUUUUUAUUGGUCAUGAAGCUUCUGCUUCCUUUAAGAAGUGAGUGAGUGAGCUGGAGAUAGCUUGUUUCUAUGGGGGCCGGGUUCCCAAUCCCUUACCUGAUGCCAUGUAUAAUGCUCUUACACAGGGUUACUUAGAGGGGCUGUUACCUGUCUGUCUGUCUGUCUCCUGGUGCAGGGGAUGUCUAUUUACAGUCUUAGAGAGACUGUUACCUGUCUGUCUGUCUGUCUGUCUCCUGGUGCAGGAGAUGUCUAUUUACAGUCUUAGAGGGGCUGUUAGCUGUCUGUCUGUCUGUCUGUCUCCUGGUGCAGGGGAUGCCUAUUUACAGUCUUAGAGGGGCUGUUACUCUGCAGGGCUCCAAAGCUCCACUUCUACCAACUCCUACUGUCGAAAUCAUAAACCAGUCCUGGAUUGGCUCUCUGCAGACAAAGGUGUGUUGAUUGGGCUAGUUUGUUGUCGGUGUUACCAAUCACAUUGCCCCUGCUGUAAAAGACUGAUCUAUGCCCUACACCCUGCUUUUAACCAGAGGUGUCCUGGGAACUGGCUCUGACCUGACAUGAGGUCAAAGACAGAGGGUACAAGCCAGUGGUCAACUAAACUAUGUAUGCGGCGAAUGCCCCUGCUAGCAAAACGCUUGCACCCAGACACAGGUAGUCCCACUAGAUGCCCAUCAUGUUCCCUGUCUCUGUUUACUACUCUGUGCUGAUUGGUCCCCAGCUAGCACAAAACGUUCUGAAAACCAUAUGUUUCUUAGAGCUUGGUUAGAGCGUGAACGUCCUAUGUUUAUUUGGCAUACAACCGUCCCAUAACAUUUACUACAGUUUUAUAACGUUCUUCUGUGGGAUUUUCAGUACUUCAGCAAAAAUGUUUUCUACAGGUUUCCUCAUGGUUCUAUUUAAAGUCAUGUUCUCAGAACAUUAAGAAAAAGUUCCAUAAAAAAAACCCACCAGAAAACAUCAGUAACGUUCAAAGAACGUUGUAAGAAUGUUAUUUAAAAACAUAUACAUUCCGUUCUCAGCAUCAACAAAACUCUCUAGCUUGUUAAAUUGUUUUUAGAAGUGUUGGCCGCGCCCACUAAUCGGCCACACCUGAUCUUAAUGAGUGGUUGUUUCCUUUGAACUAGGGUCUGUUUGUAUAGACAAAUGAACAUGGCACGCUAGCUCCAUCCUAGUGGAGCAGUGGACUAAUUCCAUGGAUAGAGAACAGAAGAUCGUAGGUUUGAAUCUCACUGACGCCGUGCCACAAUAAAAAAGGAAUGUGUUUGCAUGAUUAAUGCCUAGAAAAUAAAUGUCCAUGUGUCCUAUCUGUGCUGAGAGUUCAUAACAGUUAACCCAAACUAAAAUAGCAGUGUUAUUAAAAGUCUUAUUGAAACAUGUUCUCAGAGUGUUAUUUAAUUACCUUAAAUUUCAAUUACCUAGAAUUUCCGUUCUCAGAAUGUUAAUAAAAAAAACUCCCAAGGUUGGUUUUCAGGGGAACCCUGCAACCUAAAUAUUAACGUGCCCAGAACAGGCAAAGUUUUCGCUUCCAUUCUCAGAAAUUAAUACAAACGUUUUUUGUUUUAAUCGUCAGGAAUCUUAUGGCUUCGUUCCCAGAACGAAGCCAUAAAACGUACGUUCCCACAGCUUCCAAGGAACCAAAUGUGCUAGCUGGGACAGCUGCUGGUGAUGACGCAACCAGAGCCCCUGUCUUCCUUCCCAUUCGUCAAGCCUCCUGUCACUCAUGCGGUGUUACUUUCAUAAUGUAAACAUGUUUUGUUAUUAAGAGUACAAUGCUAAACCUUUUGGAUUGCAUAAAAGUCACUUAGUUGUAGUUUACCAGUUAUUAUAUACAGGACAAUAAAUAUAAACCAAUGGAAAAUGA